GCCAGGCCAGGCGCUAGGCCGGGCGGAGAAGUAAGGUUUGCAGUGCAGUAUGAGCUGUCUCUGAAUCCUUAGAUCUACAGACACAGUCAGUCAGUGUAUUUUAUCUACUAAACACAAUGAUUAUGACUGUAGUUGCUGGCUUGACAAUAGCAGCUCAAUUAUCUUAGUUAUCAUCUAGAAGAUGAGGACGUACGUCGAUGGCUCUGGACUGUGAUGCUGAUGUGUAAUGGCAAGUAAGCCGUUCUGCCCCUGUCCAGAACAACACUGAACCUAGCCGCUAGCGCUCAGCUACAGCAAGCACUUUGCUAUUAUUUUAUUAUGGAUACUAUGUUCGCUAAUGUUCGUACCACCUUGGAUGUUUGAAGCACAGCCCAGACGCUAGCGUAACGUCCAGUGUACAGUCAUUGGCCUGAAGUCGUGAAUCGUCGCGGAACCGAGUUAGUGGGACAACUAGUAGAAAUAUCGUGAUUGUGGGUUGGAAGUUAGUCGCCAUUGCUUCCCCAGAGUACUGAGUGUCGUGAGCCAAGGAGCUGCCGAGGGUUGGUCAACGCAACGUCAGCGUAGAAGAGCGGCUAUGGCCGACGAGUGUAGCGUGCGAGUGGUGUGUCGCUAUCGGCCGCACAAUAAGAUCGAAGAAGCGCAAGGUGGACAGCAGGUCUGUUCGUUUCCCUCCGAUGGCAGCGUCAAUCAAAAUGGACGAGUGUACCAAUUUGAUCGCGUGUUCAACACGUCCACCACGCAGACUGGUCUGUACUGCGAGGCGGCGCGACCUAUAGUGCAGGAUGUUCUCAAGGGAUGCAACGGGACCAUGUUUGCAUAUGGACAGACGUCGAGCGGCAAGACACACACGAUGGAGGGCGUUCUGGGCAGCGAGGAGCUGUGUGGCGUUAUCCCGCGCAUCGUAGAGGACAUCUUCAACCAUAUCCAGCACAUGGAUCCAGGAGAUGAAAUGGUUGAGAACUUCUUCAUCAAGGUCUCAUACUUUGAGAUCUACAUGGAGAAGAUACGAGAUCUGUUGAACACGAGUAAGACGAAUCUGUCGAUACACGAGGACAAGAAUCGCUCACCGUACGUAAAGGAUCUCACCGAACGCUAUGUGGCGUCGCCACAGGAGGUCUUUGAGAUAAUCGAAGAGGGAAAGUCCAACCGGCAUGUUGCUGCUACCAACAUGAACUUACACAGCUCGCGGAGCCACAGUAUCCUCUCAAUCAGCGUACGCCAGUCGUUCGGAGGGGACAAACGCACACUGAACGGCAAGCUAUACCUGGUGGACUUGGCUGGAUCGGAAAACGUUGGCAAGACAGGAGCGUCCGGUAUGACUUUCGAAGAGGCCAAGAUGAUCAACAAGUCGCUAUCGGCACUUGGCAACGUCAUCUCGGCACUGACCGAGGGCAAGGGUCGCACUCACGUGCCGUACCGCGACAGCAAACUGACGCGAAUCCUCCAGGAAAGCCUGGGAGGAAACGCCAAGACCACCAUGGUCAUCUGCUGCUCUCCGUCCUCGUUCAACGACAGCGAGACGAAGAGCACGCUGGACUUUGGCAAGCGUGCCAAGUCCAUCAAGAACGUUGUCGUUGUCAACGAGGAGCUGACCGCGGAGGAGUGGAAGCGGCGCUACGAGAAGGAGCGUGAGAAGAAUCAGAAGAUGAAGAACGUGUUGAGCGCCCUGCAGAAGGAAGUGCAGCGAUGGCGAGCAGGGGAAAGUGUGCCGGUCAGCGAGCAGGCCAGUAUGCGCACCAUCACCACCAGCACGGCCGCGACAACAGCAUCGUCAACACCAUCAAACAGCAGCGGCGGCGGUGGCGGCGCAGCCUCAGCUGCCUCAUCUGCCACGUCUAUGCUAAGCAGCAGCAUCGCGACCGAAGACACUCUCAGCUCCUCCGUCGUGUCGUCCUCCACUGGUCUACUGGGUGCCGGGGGCAGCGGCGGACAAGCAUCGUCUGUUGCCAUGGCAGCUGCGGUAACCGCUCCGGCAUCUCUAUCCAGUGUUGAGCGGCAGCAGUUUGAAGAGGAGCGCGCAAAGCUCUACUCGGACCUGGAUGAGAAAGAUGGUGAAAUCAACACCCUGGGUCAGGAGGUGGAGAAGCUAAAAAUGGUCAACAUCGACCUGCAAGAGCUGCUGGACAUUGCUAGCCGUGAGUCGUCGGACCGUCUCACCAACCUCAAUCGUUUCCAGCAGGAGUGCGAGCAAAACGCUGAACAGGUGAAGGAAGUGCUCAAGGCCCUGGAAGACAUGGCACUAAACUACGAGUCCAAGAACCAAGAACUGGAUGAGAAGAAGCUGGAGCUAGAACAGCUGAAAGAACAGAAUGACACCGUUCAGGUCAAUCUCCAAGAAGUGCAGAUCUCCUUGAAGAGCAUGAAGGAUGAACAGAACACCACGCAGAACCAGCUGCAGCUCACGCUCAAUGCCUGGUACGACUCACUGACCGCGAAAGCACCGGACUUGAGCUGCGACCAUGGCAACUACCAGCGGCCGAUCGCAGAGCGGCUCGACGAAAGCCUGACGUCACUCAACUUGUUCGACAAUCAGUUGCGGUCGGGAGUGUCGAACCUUGUCCACCGGAGUCGCGAGCUUGAGAACACUCUGCGCAAGACGGAGAAUGAGCUGGCGUCUCGGAUCGAGGACAUCUCAACGUGGAAGCUUCGCGUAAGCCAAUACGAGGCGGAUGCAGAGUGCUAUGAACGGAACAUUAUCGAGUUGCAAGCUAGCAAUCAGUCGUUGAAGGCAGCCCUGGAUAGUCUGAACAGGGAAAUGGCGACAGUCACGGCCAAUGCAAACGCUCAAGCUGCACGCGGAUCGGACGCCAAGAAGAAUGGGGAGACAAAGGCGGAAGUACAGAAACACACGCAGCUGCUGGAGCAGCAGCAUGCAGAACAGAUGGCAGAGCUUCGCUCCGACCUGGACAAGAAACAAGCGGAACUCAAAUCCGCUCAAGCGUCUGUUCGGCACCAAGAGCUGGAAGCCAAGCACCUGCAGGCUGAGAUGCUUGAGCUGCGUCAGAUUCAACGUGCCAACAUGGAGAAGAUUGCAGAGUUGACCAUGGAGCGUGACAUCAAAGAGAAGGCAUCGUCUGAAACUCAGGCACUGCGAGAUGCAGUUGAGAAAGAAGCUGAGCGUUUAGUGGAGAUCAAGCGGACGUUCCUGACCACAAUCAAGGCAAACACUCCUGGACAAACGCCGUUGUCGGGCGUGGAUUCCACUGCGUCUAGUGCCGGCAAUCAGAAAGUGGCUUUCCUGGAGACUAACCUGCAGCAGAUAACCACCGCACACAAACAGCUUAUUCAAUCACAUAAUGAGCUGCAACGUGAGUUCUCCAAGCUGGAUGCACGGGUCAAGGCCAAGAGUGAGCGUAUCAACCUACUCGAGACGGCAAUAGCUAACAUCAAGCAGGACUAUAGGGACAAGAAGAGACAACUAACUGUGGAACUCGAUCAAAUCAAGAAAACCUACGAGGCAAGAAUGAAACGCGGUGGUGUGCAUCGCAGUACAAUCGUCAAGGCUGUACGUCCCGGUCAUGCAGUGUCCACUGCCAGCACCCCGGUGGGCAUCAAACCAGGACAGGCCAUGCAGCAGCAACACCACCAGCAGCAGCAGCAGUCACAAGCAGCGGCGGCGGCAGCGCAGAAGGGCACAUCGGGUGCCAUGGCAACCUCCGCGUCGACCUCGGCAGCGGCAGGUCUUGCACUGAGGUCUCCCGGUGGCUUGGCGCCACGCAGCCUGCGCGGUGAUCUACCGGCUUCAUCAGCGCUCGGCUCAAGCUUUGUCAUGCCUAGCAGUGGCAGUAGUAGUGGCAGUGAUCGACGGAGAGGCAGUGGCAUGGCAACCGGUAGCAGCCAAUUGCCGGAUUCCGGUGAGCAUGCGACGAACGUGGAUGGGUACAUGCCUCCGCGUCAAGACCCGGUCGGCGUGGAGGGUGCGGGCACAGCCGGAACAACCUCGACGGCUAAUAACACAACUAAUCACUCAGCAUCAUCAUCAUCAGCAGCAGCAGCACACCAUGCCGGUGGUAGUAGCAGCAGCAGCAGCCGAUCCUCCCGCUCGUCCCGCGAUUCUGCCAGGCACGCGGCGGGGGCAGCAACAGCAGCGGCGACAUCAAGUCCCAGCGCCAGUCGGCGAUCGCGUAAUCAUGCACCAAUGCCAGCAGCAGCAGCAGCAGUGGCGGUGGGCACAGCAAACCCGGCAGCACCAGCAGCAGUACGUACCGCCGAGCAGGCAGCUGAGCAGCUUGCUGACAUGCCUGCUGGCAGUACUCGGCAUGGCUCAAGUGGUAGCAGUAGCAGCAGAUCGCACCACUCAAGGUCAUCAGCAGCAGCAGCGGCCGCCACAGGCACAGGUAGUGGUAGUCUUAGUAGUGGCGGAACCAGCGGUCACCAGAGUAGAUCGCAGCAACGACAACACCAUCAUCGUCGUGGUAACUAUGCCGUCAAGGACGAUGUUGUUGUCGUGGACGCAGCGGAGCAGAACGUCGGUGACAAGGUCUGAGAACGGCGGCGACAUGGUGUGAAGACGAUAGUGACACGGUCUGAGCACAGCAGUAAGCUUGUGUGAAGUUUUCUGCCACUGGUCACUCUUGCUGGUCCUCAUAAACAGGGUUCCAGUAGGCAAGCGCUGCCAGACUAAGAGACUAGGAGACUGCACACCCAUACUCUGACCAGUAUGUGAAGCUGUGUAGUCUUGACUGCACAGCUGGGCAAGAUCCGGGCUUCCUUGUUGUAUCAGUGUAGAUACACUUGAAUAGCAGGACACUGGGGUGGUUUUGACCCAGUGUGUGCUCGGCCUCAGUGACUCCUAUACCAGCAGCUAACGUGCUUCACCAAGCCAAUGCCAAUUGAGUUUGGCGCAAGUGCGUGACUGUUUUCAGACUGCCUUUGUGUUCCAAUAUGUGCGGAUUGAGUGAAGUGCUACGUGUGCACCUGAAAGUUUGCUCUUUUUAUUUUAUUUUUUACGAAAACCUAGCCACACAACUCUGGCUUGAUUUCCCUCUUCCGCUGAUCUUGCUCAAGUCCUGCCUUAUCUCAGCGUCUGCUGUGUGCCGCCAUUCCAGCCAGACUCUCCGCCAACCCUCUAGGCAUAGUCUGCCGUGUGUCACAGCAUCUCAACUCUUUCUCUUUUACUCUCUCUCUCUCUCUCUCUCUCUCUCUCUCUCUCUAUCUCUCUCUCUCUCUCUCUCUCUCUCUCUCUCUCUCUCUCUCUCUCUCACACACACACACUAGCAACUAGUUUGGAACAUUUGUAAAAGGAACAAUAUUGAACCGUAGGCGGGAUGGUGGCAUGGAAGAAAUUGUGCAUAUCAUACUUCUUCUCAUGUCUGUGUUCCUCGGCCAGUCCGGGGUCAUGCGCUCAGUUGCGAUGCACGUUUAGACUGCAUUGAGAAGACAAUGAUGAACCUCUAAUGAUUGCUGAUAACAAUGCCUCUGGCAAGGAUACCAACAUUCGACACACUGGACUAGUGUCCGUGGAGUGACGACGAAAAGAAGAAAUUGUCAAGUUCUUUUCUGAUCUCGUUCCUCUUCGUUGCAUGUAACCUCCUCCCCCCCCCCCCCCCCCCUCUCUCCCCCUCUCUCUCUUUGCCGGCACUACAUACCCAUUCGUUGAGCAAGCAUAGAUUAACCAUGUGACCAGCAGCCUAUGGUCUGCGUAUAUACUGGCCGCUACAACGUAUUAUUUGCACUUCUCCGCGCAAUGGGCAAUGUCUCAUUUUUCGCCCGUUCAGGGCCAGUUCAACUAACCAAAUUCUCGUAACACAGUAGUACAUUUUCAUUUUUUCCGUACAUGUAUUUAUUUCGAUACUGGUGCAUUCCUUCUUCUGUCUGAGUGGAGCUGACUUUGUUAGUAGAUCUCGUGUACACAUGCAAUGAAGUGUUGACAACUGUUCCGCGGCUAGGACUUCAGUUAAUCACCAGGCACAGCAGCUGUCUGAUGAUUGCUUAUGCGUAGUUCUGAUGAUUAUGACGGUGUCGAAUGUCA
Sycon ciliatum is the source of this 5971-nucleotide messenger RNA. Its product is annotated as kinesin heavy chain-like. Gene Ontology annotation, biological process: mitotic cell cycle; microtubule-based movement. The transcript is spliced from 18 exons. NCBI's taxonomy places the organism in Eukaryota, Metazoa, Porifera, Calcarea, Leucosolenida, Sycettidae. Gene Ontology annotation, molecular function: microtubule binding; ATP binding; microtubule motor activity. The record is from RefSeq and is a predicted model, not a curated record. Gene Ontology annotation, cellular component: microtubule. The coding region runs from base 575 to 4486 and encodes 1303 amino acids.